This is a messenger RNA of Elgaria multicarinata webbii, 5723 nucleotides long. It is a transcript of the gene ABCC4, whose product is annotated as ATP binding cassette subfamily C member 4 (PEL blood group). NCBI's taxonomy places the organism in Eukaryota, Metazoa, Chordata, Lepidosauria, Squamata, Anguidae. Gene Ontology annotation, biological process: transmembrane transport. Gene Ontology annotation, molecular function: ABC-type transporter activity; ATP binding; ATP hydrolysis activity. The transcript has 31 exons. The record is from RefSeq and is a predicted model, not a curated record. Gene Ontology annotation, cellular component: plasma membrane. The coding region runs from base 3 to 3998 and encodes 1331 amino acids.
CGAUGGAGGCGCUUCCCGUCGGGGACGAUAAACACAACCCGCUGCGCGAUGCCAACUUCUGCUCCCGGGUCUUCUUCUGGUGGCUGAAUCCUUUAUUUGUUACUGGUCAUAAACGGAAACUAGAAGAAGAUGAUAUGUAUAAAGUACUCAGUGAAGAUUCCUCAAAGGUGCUUGGAGAGGAAUUACAAUGGUAUUGGGACAAGGAGGUGCAAAAGGCUAAAAAAGAAGCAAGAAUGCCACACUUAACAAAAGCAAUUAUACUUUGCUACUGGAAAUCCUAUUUACUUUUGGGACUUUUCACACUGGUUGAGCAAAUAUUCAUAGUAAUUCAGCCAAUAUUCCUGGGAAGGAUUAUUAGUUAUUUUGAAAAGAUUGGCUCCAAUGAUGAUAAUGCUUUGAACUACGCCUAUGCCUCUGCAGCGGCCUUGUCUGUGUGUACGUUGGUUUUGGCUAUCACUCAUCACUUGUAUUUUUAUCAUGUACAACGUGCUGGCAUGAAGCUGAGAAUAGCCAUGUGCCAUAUGAUAUAUCGCAAGGCACUUCGUUUGAGUAAUACAGCCAUGACAAAAACCACAACAGGUCAAAUUGUAAAUCUUUUAUCAAACGAUGUAAAUAAAUUUGAUCAGGUGACUAUUUUCUUGCAUUUCUUGUGGGCUGGACCCCUUCAAGCAAUAGCUGUAACUGCACUUCUUUGGCUUGAGAUUGGCCCAUCAUGCCUUGCAGGAAUGGCCAUUCUAAUUAUUCUGCUUCCUCUGCAAACCUGUAUUGGGAGGCUUUUCUCAUCUCUGAGGAGCAGGACAGCAGCCUUCACAGAUGUGAGGAUCAGGACCAUGAACGAAGUCAUAACUGGAAUGCGGAUAAUAAAGAUGUAUGCCUGGGAAAAGUCAUUUGCCGAUCUUGUGAACAAUAUGAGAAGGAAGGAGAUUUCCAUGGUUCUUAAGAGUUCUUACCUUCGGGGAUUUAACUUGGCAUCUUUCUUUGUUGCCAGCAAAAUAACUGUGUUCAUGACAUUCAUGACCUACGUAUUGCUUGGCAAUGUUAUCUCUGCAAGUCGAGUGUUUGUCGCAGUGUCACUGUAUGGUGCCGUGAGGCUGACGGUCACCCUCUUCUUCCCAGCAGCUGUUGAGAAAGUAUCUGAAGCACUGGUCAGCGUUCGCCGAAUCAAGAACUUUUUGAUUCUUGAUGAGAUUUCUCAGCUAAGCCCGCCACUCAAAAACAACAGUGAAAAUGCUUUCCUUAACGUGCAAGAUUUGACUUGCUCCUGGUCCAAGACUCUGGACUCACAGACACUUCAAAACAUUUCGUUUACUGUCAGGCCAGGAGAAUUACUGAUUGUGAUUGGCCCCGUGGGAGCAGGAAAAUCUUCCCUCUUAAGUGCUAUCCUUGGUGAAUUGUCUUCAAGCAAAGGCUUCAUAGAUGUUCGGGGAAGAAUAGCAUAUGUUUCUCAGCAACCGUGGGUGUUUUCUGGCACUGUAAGAAAUAACAUACUAUUUGGAAAAGAAUAUCGCAAAGAAAAAUAUGACAAGGUUCUCAGAGCCUGUGCUCUUAAAAAAGAUAUGGAGCUGCUGGAAGAUGGAGACCUGACAAUGAUUGGAGACAGAGGGGCUACAUUGAGUGGAGGACAGAAAGCCAGAGUUAAUCUUGCCAGAGCUGUGUAUCAAGAUGCAGACAUCUACCUCCUGGAUGAUCCAUUGAGUGCCGUGGAUGCAGAAGUUAGCAGGCAUUUGUUUGAAAAGUGUAUCUGUCAGGCUCUGCAUAAAAAGCUAUGUAUUUUAGUGACCCACCAGUUGCAAUAUCUACGGGCUGCAAACCAGAUCCUAAUUUUAAAGGAGGGUAAGGAAGUAGGGAGAGGUACUUACACAGACUUCCUGAGAUCUGGAAUAGAUUUUACUUCCUUAUUGAAAAAACCUGAAGAUGAUGACCAGGUACCUGUACCAGGAACUCCCAGCCACCAGUUAUCUAGGAUCCGUACAUUUUCUCAGUCCUCUAUGUGGUCGAUGGAGUCCUCAGUUCAGUCGCAGAAAGAUGGGGCUGCAGAACCUCCCUCUAUGGAACCCGUCCUAACUGCGUUGCCAGAAGAGAGCCGUUCAGAGGGGAAAAUUGGAUUUAGCCUUUAUAAGAAGUAUUUUGCUGCCGGGGCAAAUUAUUUUGUAAUUUUUAUACUUUUCUUUCUCAGUGUUUUGGCACAGGUUGCCUACGUGCUUCAGGAUUGGUGGCUUUCUUACUGGGCAACUGAACAAGAAAACCUGAACAUUACUACAGUGGAAAAUACUAGAAAAAAUGAGACAAAAACGCUUGAUCUUGACUGGUAUUUAGGAAUGUAUGCAGGUUUAACUGUGGCUACUAUACUGUUCAGCGUACUGAGGAGUCUUCUUAUGUUUCAAGUUUUGGUUAAUGCUUCUCAGAAUUUACACAACAAUAUGUUUCAGUCAAUUUUGAAAGCCCCAGUGUUUUUUUUUGACACAAACCCUAUUGGAAGAAUUCUGAAUCGUUUCACCAAAGAUAUUGGCCAUCUGGAUGACUUACUUCCAUUAACAUUUCUGGAUAUUGUGCAGACUUUGCUUCAGAUUUGUGGCGUGGUAGCGGUGGCUAUUGCAGUGAUUCCUUGGAUUCUCAUCCCUUUAGUUCCACUUCUUAUUCUUUUCAUCUUUCUUCGUCGGUAUUUCUUGGCUACAUCAAGAGAUAUUAAACGUUUGGAAUCCACAACUCGAAGUCCGGUGUUCUCUCAUUUGUCGUCAUCUCUCCAGGGACUUUGGACAAUCCGUGCAUUUAAAGCAGAGCAAAGAUUCCAAGAAUUAUUUGAUGCUCACCAAGAUCUUCACACAGAGGCCUGGUUCUUAUUUUUGACGACCUCUCGAUGGUUUGCUGUCCGCCUGGAUGCCAUCUGUGCCAUCUUUGUGGUGGUGGUUGCAUUUGGUUCUUUGCUUCUUGCACGGACACUAGAUGCGGGUCAAGUUGGUUUAGCUUUGUCCUAUGCAAUCACUCUCAUGGGAAUGUUCCAGUGGGGAGUUCGGCAAAGUGCUGAAGUUGAAAACCUGAUGAUCUCUGUAGAACGAGUAGUGGAAUACACAGACCUUGAAAAGGAGGCACCUUGGGAGUCAAACAAGCGUCCACCCCUGGAGUGGCCAAAUGAAGGUGUUAUAGCAUUUGAAAAUCUGAACUUCACUUACAGCAUAGAUGGUCCUUUGGUGCUAAGACAUUUAUCUGCUUUAAUCAAGUCAAAAGAGAAGGUUGGAAUUGUGGGAAGGACAGGAGCUGGGAAAAGCUCUCUAAUAGCUGCUCUUUUCCGGUUGGCUGAGCCCGAAGGAAGAAUUUGGAUUGAUAAGUAUUUGACAUCAGAACUAGGACUUCAUGAUUUGAGGAAGAAAAUUUCAAUCAUACCCCAGGAACCAGUUUUGUUUACUGGAACUAUGAGAAAAAACUUGGACCCUUUCAACGAAUAUAGUGAUGAGGAGCUAUGGAAUUCUUUGGAAGAGGUCCAACUAAAGGAGGCCAUUGAAGAGCUACCUGACAAACUAGAAACACAACUUGCAGAAUCUGGAUCUAAUUUUAGUGUUGGCCAGAGACAGCUGGUGUGCUUGGCCAGGGCUAUUCUGAAGAAGAAUAAAAUAUUGAUUAUUGAUGAAGCAACAGCAAAUGUGGAUCCAAGAACGGAUGAGCUGAUUCAGAAGACAAUCCGUGAAAAGUUCGCCCAGUGUACAGUGUUGACUAUCGCACACAGGCUAAACACUAUCAUCGACAGUGACAGGAUUAUGGUUUUGGAUUCAGGACGGCUGAAAGAAUAUGAUGAGCCGUACAUUUUGUUACAAGAAAAGGAGAGCUUGUUUUACAAGAUGGUUCAACAAUUGGGUAAGGCUGAAGCUGCAUCAAUAAUGGAAACAGCAAAACAGGUUUAUUUUAAGAAAAAUUAUCCUGAAGUUAUUCCAAACGGUCAAGCAGCGACCAACUCAUCAGUGGAAGACUCCCAAGGAUUAAUUAUGUUUGAGACUGCACUAUGAUCCCAUGCAUUAUGGAUGUUGGGAGUUGUUUUUUUUAAAAAAACAACAACCCCAGAAUGUAAUACUAAUGUAAUACAAACCAAAUGUUGCUAUUAAUUGAAAAGACUGUUUUUGCACUGAAUUGCUACUUGUUAUAUUGAAGAAAAUAUAUUUUUCAUGAUUUUUGUUCCUUUGGAUUGAAUGUAAAGCAGUUUAAUAUUUUUACAAUGCAGUACACUUUGAACUUUGUUUUGUAACUGCCUGAUCCUGUGGAUUUAGCAAACGGACAUUUGCCCCACAGAAUCUAAAGCCACAUUUGAUAUUCGGCAAGUGAGGCUCAGGAAAUCCUGAUUUCCUCGCUUGCUAUAAAAGUGCCUUGACGGCGAGAAACCGCUCUGUCAGAUUUUACUCCUGAUCCUGGGCUCCCGGGCCAUUAAAAUGGUUCAUAGCCCGUUGCAUAAAUAUGUCCCCAGUACAAUGCAGUUGUGUGUGCCAUACAAGCACAAAGAACUGGUGUUGAUGUGGCAGUGCUGAGAACUCCUGCUUCUGCAUCAGUGCUAUCUUUGGCCAAGCUCAGGUCUGGCCAGUGGCUCCACACCACCUCUUGUGGCAUGGCUCUGACAAGAGGGUCACUUAAAUCUGGUCCAAUUAUUUCAAAGGCUUAAGCUGUAAAAGAGAUGCUGCAUAACUCAUGACACUCUAAACAAGGAGCUGGAAACGUGUGGCCUUCUAGCUGUUGGACUCCAACCUCAUCAGCCCCAGCCAGCAUGGCUGAUGGUCAAGGAUGAUGAGUGUUUGAGUCAUUAGGCUUCUGGAGGGCCCCAAGUUCUCCACUCUUGCUCUAAACUGAAUGCAGCGACAUAUGGUUCCCGUCUUCUGUGUGUGCUUCCCUCUCAAGCACAUGGCAGGCCAUCAUACUUGCAUUUGGCUUGGUGGGUCACAACUUGUGUAGACCUACUGAAAAAAGGAUGAAGCACAUACAUACAUUUGUUUGAAUCCUUUGCUACUGUAGGUAUGUUUGAACCACUGGUGCCGAACAUGCCUGGCGUUCAAAUUUGCAAUGCAUUUUCUCAGGUUGGAAAUAAGGAGCAUAUUUUUCUGGCUUCGUAUAUAGAAGCAAGUAGGGAAAAAAGAAAUGAAUGUUCCUCUACCCUAAGAAAUGUAUAUUUGUAAAUGCUCAGCUGCAUUUAUGAUAUAUUUAUGCCAAUGCUUUUAAGAAACUUUAGAAAUUGGCCAGUUCAAGAAAUGAACAAACAAAGUUCUUUGUUUGGAGAUCAGUUUUAAAUUGUCUUGCCUUUUUAAUUAGAAUUAAGUGGAGAAUGAGAUAAUUUAAUAGAAGCACACCACAAAUCUUUUUAUAUCUGGCAAUUCUCUGUCUUUUUUUAAAGGAUCAUAUACACAACAAACUACCAUUAGCUAUAAAGGGCUUGGAUCGGGGACAGUUGUAUACAUACCUUCAGAGGAGAAAAUCUCAAUAGGAGUUAAGUGUUAAAAAGAUGGCAUAUGUUAUCUAAGCCUUAGUUGAAUGCUGGAAACGUACGUAAGAGAAGAUUGGCAUAUUUUGUAUGGCUGUGGGUCCACAUGUGUUAAAAUAACCUAACAAGCAUCUUCCUCUUUAGUAAGCAUGUUUAGUAAGAAUGUUUUGUCAACAUAAAUGCAUAGAGAGUUCUCUUCCAGUCAAGUUAAUAUCAAUGUGUUGUAUACAUUUAUUGUGCCUUACUGGAUUUCAAGCCAAAUUUAUUUGAA